AUGUGCUUUAAAAGUCCAGAGACCCCGACGUCUCCCGCCUUGUCGACAGCCUCAACGGCCGACGACGAAGACGACGACCUCGGAUCGUCCCCGGCGAUUCCUCUGCUUCCUGCCCCCAAGCUAUCCGAACGGGCUUCGGCAAUCUUGAGGGCGCCUGCAUUUGACAUCCACGACUUCCAGAUCGACGACGACGAACAGGACGACAGUGACGGCAACCUCGCCUCUGACGACGACCAGUUUGGCACUGCCAGCUGGGGCUCUCCAUAUCUCCGCAGCGACGUCAACCUCAGGCGCCAGAGCUACGAAAGCGAGGGGUCUGACAGCGACGUGUCCGAGAGCUUCCCCAUCCACUCCUUGGAUAUCAAUACUCCUUUCUUGCGCCCGCCGCCUAUUAUCCUGAGCGGACGGCCUCAAACCCCGGCGCAGUCGCUUUUACCCACGAGUGCUGCCGCUGCCGUGCUUGUGCACAGGGCCAGGCGUCGGAACAGGGGACUUACCGAGGGCUGGAUCCGCACUCACACCGCCGGCGACCAGAACACGGAAGCUCGACUCUGGUUCAGCGACGGAGACAGCAGCGAGCACUCUUCACUGAGCGGCUCGGAAGCUGACUGGUAUCAAAGUCGAGAUCCUCGAACACCUAGGCCGUCGAGCAGAUAUAGGGCCAAGUCUCGAUCCACCUCGCGACACCCUCGUGCUAUCUCUAGCGUCGAGACCCUAAAGGCCGGUGAUCCUUUACAAUCGGAAAUAGACGACGAUAUGGCGAGCUCAGUCGCCACCGAGACGGGCUCGGUCGUGGGCCUGUCGCUCCCAAACAAUCACAACGACAUGGCGGCGCCUGGACCUGAACAAGUAAACGGCAACAAGGCGAUGCCUUCGAUCCCGCCCAUCAAAGUCUCAGAGAAGCCCCUGCCCAGGGAACCGCUUGCUGCGCCACGAAUUAAGAAAAAGGUACCAUGGAAGGGUAAGAGCAUCAUGAUUAUGCUACCACAAGAUGAGGAGCGCGGCCUCCCAGGACGACCACCAUUUCCUCUUCGACAACACGAGAUUGAGCGAAUGUUUGAUUCAUGGGUGGAGUUGGGGUAUAACGUAGACGGCUUUGAUUUGCCGGCAGAGGAUGAUACGACUGGUGAAUCUCAAAGCAGAGAGGCUUGGCCAAGUUUUGAGGACUUGGCGCAAGAGCGUUGUGAACGAGACUUUACAGUAGUCUUACCAGACCUGAAUGCGUGGAAGAAUUACGUCAAUGAGUUACAAGAAGCCAAGCUUAGGGCCCUUGGCGUCUCAUUUGGCGACGAUGAAGCCGAAGCUGCGCCCUCAAUAUCUUCACAACCUUCACGCCUACCUUCAGCUCAGUAUCCUCCACUGCCAUUCUCACCCCCAAUUCCGACUUCCUCAGCGUCCAGCAACCAUGCGGUACCCGGUUUUCCGUUCCCAUCUCCCUUCAUCCCCGGCGCUGCCGCCAACCAGAGCCCUUUGGCAUCGGGCGCUUCGCCAGUACCUUUCAGCGUGGCUGGGAAAUUCAAUGCACGGCAAUCCAUCUCAUUCCCUGCAAAUAACUCACCUUUCCAACAGCCACCGCAGGGAUGGCCCAACCAGGCCGGUAUCUUGCAAGCUAUGAGUCCUCAGGAUUCGCCAUCCCUUGUGAAUUUCAAUGGCAUCAUGUCUCCCCAGUCUCCUUACGGUGUAGAAUUCCACCAGGCUGGCAGCCCAGCAUUCAACUUACACCAGAGGCAUCAGUCACUGCAGUAUCUACCACAGCAGUACGCUAGAGCUUCUCCCCGUCUUCAGGACGUUAGAGAAGACGAAGAAGAGGAAGAACAUGUGGGUGUCGAAAGCCCAUCCAAGACUCCAGAGCCUACGCAACGCAACGCCGACCAACUACAGGCCGAGAUUGAUGAUGCCGAAUAUCACCUGGAGGAACAGCUGCGCAAUGAGUUGGAACACGAGGAUUACAAUCCUCAGACUAGAGCAGAAUCCGUUGCUCACCCGCCCUUUGCCGCUGCGCAUGCUCACCAGCCUUCUGCUGGCGGCUUUGCGCAGGUUGAGCAUUUCGCUAAUGAACCUGGCAAGCCUCUCGUCUUGCACCACCCACGACCCCACAGCCGCGGCCAUUCUCUCACCCAGAAUUUCUAUCGGGAUAAUGACCCUUCUGAAGGCGUUAACCAGGGUGGCAUGCCACCAUAUGGCCCAUUGAACGACAUUCCGGAGACUCAGCGCGUCGACGAGGCUUAUGAGGAAAUCCAAACCAAUCCCAGCAAUCUCGGCACCCCUAUUCAGGAUAUCGACUUUGCUGCUGCCUUUAGCCAGCAUCAAAAGAAUGUGUCUGCUUCAAGCAACCCAUGGCAGGACGCAGUGUCCCUUAACAACGCUGGUAGCCAACAUUCAGCCAACGACAGCAAGUCUUCCUUGUCCAAGUUCAACGUGGAAGCACCAGAGUUCAAGUUUAACCCAACAAGCACAUUCACUCCUGGCCUUUUCAACUUCAACACUCCUAGCUUCCAGCCUGGCGUGUAUCAUGCUGGCGCGCCAGAUGUUAUGGAGCAGACUCCUUUCGGAGUCCCGCCACAGCAGCCUCUAGCAGCCAAGAUCAAUGUCAAUGCCCCAGCAUUUGCUCCUGGGCAGAGCGAGUUUAACUUUUCUUCUUCUGGUCCCAAGUUCCGGCCUGAUGCCCCCGCUUUUACACCUUUCCAACCCCAAGGCGCCGCAUCCAAUACUGCUGAAGUUGGCACCAAGGGUUUCCCGAGACGGACCGAUUCUAUCUUUACUAAUAUCAGGAUUGAACCUAAUCAACAUGCUGACUCUGUUGCUCCCAAGAAGUCCAGAGCCAUCCCCAUCUUGAGACCUACUAGCCAAUCGCCAGUGGCUUCUGAAGGUGAUAUUAGAGAGCCUGAUGGUCGCAUUCAGGACGACUCCCGAGCUAAGCGAGCUAAGAGCGCUGCCGCUGAUAGCGAUGAUGUGCCUCUCUUUGCUGAGAGACCAAACGACUUGAUUGAAGAGGAAGAGGAAGAGGAAGAGGGAGAGGAAGAAGAAGGUGGAGGUGAAGACAUUGGCAUGGUUGAAUCGUCGGUUAAAGAAUCGCGGAGCAUUGCUGAGGAAGGCUCAGUUGAUGGAGAAGCUGUGUUGCCUGCCGAUACUUCCAUGUCUUCGGUUGACCAGAUUGAUACCCAAGUUACCACUGCUGCUCCCUCUGAGACCUCACCAGCGGAAGCAUCCAUUAAAUGGACGUCAUCUUUUGAACUAACUCCUCGACAUUUGUCAGCGGCUACUCCAGCGUCUCUUCCAGACCUUCCGGACGAAACCGAAGCUCGCUCAGACGGAGAAGGCUUAUCUGAAUCCACACAGCCCAAUGCUCAAUCUGCUCCUGAAGAUCCUCAACUCGCAAUUGCCAGACGCAAGCUUACUCCUAAAGGUCUGGCUGGGUCCAGAUUUGCUCUUCCUUUGCCUAAGCCAGCUGGUUUGGCCUCAUCUCGUUUCGCAGAGCCGACUCCGGCUGUUGCUGCUGAGCAAGAUGACGAUGACGAUGACACAAUUGAGUUUGCAGAAGAAGGAACAAGCGGUUUCAACGCUACACCUACUACAAAUGGCGCUAAGCGUGAGCUUACUUUUGAGGAGAUUGAUGCGGUCAUGCAGCGAAUGGAGAGAGAUCAUUCUCAGGGCAUUAACAAAUCCAUUGAGACAUUCAAGUGGCCUCAUCCAGCUGUCGAAGCUCAUGCAUCGUCGGAUGAGUUGCAUAUCCCCUCAGACCAUGCGCGCGAGAAAAUGAGCGUUAUUCCACGCAAGUAUAGCGACAUUCCAGACAACGCGUCUCAGCCAAUGUUGAGUACUGAACUGGAAGAUCCGUUUGUAGACCCACCACUGAGCGCCCAAGUUCUGAGACGAGGUAGCGGAUUUGAAGAGGGCGAGCUUGAGAGUGACCAAGUUAGUGACUGGGAAGCUGCUUUCUCAGAGGAGGAACAUUCGAAGCUUGAGAAUCGUGCCCAAUUUUUCGACGGCCGUGUUAACGACGUCGUUGGUACGCUCCUGGCAUCCAGACUUGAACCCCUUGAGAAGGCUAUCCUUACUCUCUCUCACUCUCUCAAAUCUAAAGACCAGCGGGCUCCCUCGUCCCGACGUGAUGUCCGUGGUGGUUCAACCGAGUAUCAGGAGAGCGACGCUGACGAUGAAGACGAUGAGCCUGCUCCUCGUCGCUCCAUGAGCCCCAAGAGAGACCGAAGACUAGACCAGCUUCGUUCAAUUGUUGUCGAAGCUCUUGCUUCGCAGUCACGUAGCAACCUACCAACUGCCAAUACGGAAGCUCUUGGCGAUGGAACUCUCCUGAGGUCUCUUGAUGAGAUCAAAGAACUGCUGGUUACCAGCGCCAGGUACACGCCUCGCGAUGACACCAACUCUACUCCUUUCGAGGGCUUGCUGCAAGCUAAGUCCAAUGAAGAGCUUGCUGCAAAGGUUCGUGAACUCGAGACAAAGGCUAUGGAUCUCGAGCAGCGACAUCGCUUAGACCAAGAGAGCCUUGAGAAUGAGGUUAAUGAGCGCAGGGCUGCAGAAGAUGCAGUUGCUGAGCUCAACCGAAAGCUACAGUCUACAGAGGCACUUGUGGAAGUUGAAGUUAUUAACCGAAGCGUUUUCGACGGCCGUGUUGCCGAGCUCGAAGCGAGGGUUAGACGGCAAGAGGAUACCAAUGAGCAGGAAGUCAAAGCUAGGCGUGCAGCCGAAGAUAAUUUGUCCGAAGUUCAACGCUUGCUACGCAAUGCCUCCGAAGAAGAGACCCGACUACGUGAAGUGGUGGAAGAAAGAAACCAGGCCAUCAAGUCACUGGAGCACUCUGCAGGCAAGACUGCCUUGCAAAUAUCCAAGAUGGAGGUUGCUCGUGAUCACUGGACCCACCACCAAGCUGAAAUGGUUAACAGGAUCAAUGUCCUCGAAACCGAUCUUCGCAACGUUCGCCAAGAUAACAAUACUUGGAGAGCAGAGGCUGAACGAGCUGAUGAAGCCGCACGCCGUAGCAAUGGUGAGCUCGGCCAUGCUUUGAAUGAAAAUAAGCAUCUGCAUAAAUCACUUGAUAGUGUCGUUUCCCAACUUGAAGAAAACGAGCGACUUCGGGAGUCAUGGCGAUCCAAGUUCCUCUCGCUUCAGAACGAUAUGGGCCAGGCCGCUCGCGAGGUGGCAGAGGAAAGUGCGCGACGCAUCAAGAAAGAACAGGCCAUGCUGGCGCGCCAAGAGGUUUUGGAAGCUCGGCUGCAAGCUGAAUCCAAGACUCGAGAACGUCUCGAAGUCGAAAUGGAACGACUUCAAGAUAACGAGCGGACUGGUAUGCGUGCUGUCAAUGAGUGCAAUCGCCUUGAGGGGCUGCUCUCUGAGCUUCGCAGCGAGAAUUUCAAGCUUCAGCAGGCUGCUGCCCGAUAUCAACGCGAGUUUGAAGAGGCUCGUGAGUCUGGGGCUAGCGAAGUCAAGAGGACUCGCAUGUCUCUGCAGGCCGAGCUCGAGGAUGCCAACAACCAGGUAAACGUUGUCCGAGAAGAGUACGAGGAGCAGAACGCGAAAUUGCGCGCUGAGCUUGACCACCUCAGGCUUCAGAUUGAUACUGCCAAGGCGCAGAACGAGAUGCUUCUAGAGGAAGCGCAGUCCACCAGGAUCGCCGAGUUGAGUGAACUCAAACAAAAGCAUCAGAACGAGUUGGAGGAUAUUCAGGCUCGUUAUGAGCGCCAGUUGAACAACGCAACUGAGGACGGUCAGCGAACAGAGCAGCACCUCCUGGAGCGUCUCAGCUUGUCUACAUCCAAGACCGAGCUUCUCCAAGACCGUGUCAUUCACCUUGAAGAGAAACUUGAGAUUACGAAGCAGGCCGCUGCCGCCGCAGCUCAAGCAGCGAAGUCGGCUGGCGUUGACUCUUCUAUCUUGAGCCCCGUGAUGGCUAAACCAGUAGAGCGGGUUGAGAUGCCUGAAAAGAUCUCCCCACAAGCUCUCCGGGAAUCCAUCAUGGUUCUCCAAGAACAGCUGCAGGCCCGCGAACAACACAUUGAGGAACUUGAACAGACUGUUGCUGAACUUGAUCCCGAUGCGGCAGCCAAGAUUUCGAAGCGCGACGACGAGAUUAACUGGCUGCGCGAGCUUCUUGCUGUGAGACAGGGAGAUCUUCAAGAUAUCAUCACGGCUCUUUCGGGAGACAGGUUUGACCGUGCCGCUGUCAAGGAUGCUGCCAUCAGACUCAAGGCCAACUUGCAGAUGGAGGAACAAGAGCGUGAGAGGGCCAUGAAUGGUGGCUCAGCCAUAACUCUCCCCAACAUUGCUCAGACAAUUCAAGCUGCGACGCCACGUGUAGCGCAAACCAUUGCUCCUAUCGCUGCGGCUUGGGAUAGUUGGCGCAAGAGUGGCCAGUCUGGCUUCCGAGGAAUUUCGGGAGUGUUGAGUUCGCCCGUUGUCACGGGCAAUUCCACUCCUACUAAGAGCAGAAAUGACUCGACGCAGCAGAACGGCGGCAUGGUGAGCGGGCUUCUCACCCCUCCAGCUACCGCUCUUCGCCAGCCCCCCACGCCGGACAGCCAACUGCAGCCUACGGCAUUUUCGAGCAUCGGAAGACGAUUCACAGGCCAGAGCGUUCAUGAUCGGACACGUAGAGAGUCAAAUGUAUCUCAUAGGUCUGACAAGCAACCCUUCCAAGGCCUCCCUCUUCGACGUCAGGAGUUGGCAGCCGAGCCGGUGACACCUCCUCACCUAGGACACAAGAGUGUGUAUGAUGAGGAUGCGCAGCCUGGUGACUUUGACGACCAUGACUUUUUUGAAGAGGACUGA
Messenger RNA from Trichoderma asperellum CBS 433.97, 6783 nucleotides. NCBI's taxonomy places the organism in Eukaryota, Fungi, Ascomycota, Sordariomycetes, Hypocreales, Hypocreaceae. The record is from RefSeq and is a predicted model, not a curated record.